ACCCCAGCGUCAAGAGCAUGCCCCGGUGAGCGCGCUGGGGGCGCCUGCCGGUUUGGGGGUGUCUCCUCCCGGGGCGCCAUGGCGGCGCUGGCCAGUAGCCUGAUCCGGCAGAAGCGGGAGGUCCGCGAGCCCGGGGGCAGCCGGCCGGUGUCGGCGCAGCGGCGCGUGUGUCCCCGCGGCACCAAGUCCCUUUGCCAGAAGCAGCUCGUCAUCCUUCUGUCCAAGGUGCGACUGUGCGGGGGGCGGCCCUCGCGGCCCGACCGCGGCCCUGAGCCUCAGCUCAAAGGCAUCGUCACCAAAUUGUUCUGCCGCCAGGGUUUCUACCUCCAGGCGAAUCCUGACGGGACCAUCCAGGGCACCCCAGAGGACACCAGCUCUUUCACCCACUUCAACCUGAUCCCCGUGGGGCUCCGUGUGGUCACCAUCCAGAGUGCCAAGCUGGGUCACUACAUGGCCAUGAACGCCGAGGGGCUGCUCUACAGCUCGCCGCAUUUCACAGCUGAGUGUCGCUUUAAGGAAUGCGUCUUCGAGAAUUACUACGUCCUGUACGCCUCUGCUCUCUAUCGCCAGCGCCGCUCUGGCCGGGCCUGGUACCUGGGCCUGGACAAGGAGGGCCGAGUCAUGAAGGGAAAUCGAGUCAAGAAGACCAAGGCAGCGGCUCACUUUGUGCCCAAGCUCCUGGAAGUGGCCAUGUACCGGGAGCCUUCUCUCCACAGUGUCCCUGAGACCUCCCCUUCCAGUCCCCCUGCCCCCUGAAAUGUAGUCCGUGGACUGGAGGCUCCUGGCACUUGCACGGAGCCAGCCAUAGCCACCGCCUGUCUCCCAGCCCUGCUCCCGGCCCCGCCCCCACCCAUGCCGCCACACUCAUGCCCUGAGCAGCCAGGUCCCACCAGGUGCUCGAUCCUGAGGGAGCCAAGGGGCUGGUUGUGACUCCCCAGGCUUCCCUGCUCCUCGGGCCUGGGAGUUCAGAGAGGGGGAGGCUGACAGUGGUCCUGGCUGAUCCCUUCUUUCCUUCCACACUCACAGCCCCGCAAAGCCUUUUCCCAAGAAGGCGCCCGGGUUCCCAAAAUGACAGAACCAGGACAUAAAUAUUCCCCACCCCGGGGCUCAGCCAGUUCCUGGAGCCCUAUGCCCUUUUCAUUGCCACUGAACCAUAGAUUUAUAGGUCUACUGGAGCUCAGGAUCAGUUCCCUUUUUUCCCUCCUCCACCUUCUGCCUUGUUCUGGACAGGUUCUGGAACAUCAGGCACCCUAGCCAGGGCCCUUUUUGCACUCAGGCUCUGGGCUGGAAUGCUGGCAUGCUGCCAGGCUCUGUUCUGGAUCCAUCAGGCUUCUGUCCUUGACCCAGAUGGACCCCCUGGUUUCCAGGUAGAGAGGGGCUGGGUAUGAGCCCUGUCCAGCUGCUGGCCUUGGCCUGAACUAGGACCAGUCCCAGAACACCACAGUUUUAACUUUCUUAUCCCAAAGACACCCACUGCUAGAGCAUGGUGUUCUAGACACAUAUGGAGCCACACUUCCUCCUGAAUCUCGGCUCUAGGACGUAGACCAGGACUCAGCCCUUUCCUCCAGGAUGGAAACGAGGCCUGAAUAGCCCUAUUAAUGCUCAUAUAGAGGAAGCUCUAGACCCACCCUCCUACCUUCUCUAGUAAUGCGUUUCUCGGUGAAUCGAGAAACACUUCUUGUUUUUCCUAGGUUUUCUAAAAAUCUGAUUCUUCCUAUAGAAUGCUAACCUUAUUUAUACGUGCAGUUUCUAGCUCCUGCAACUCAGCUGGGGUCCCGCCGGGGAAACAGAGUCUGAGGAAGGGCAGAGGAGUUUGGGCAGGAAUCCUUGGCUCAUAGUAGGGAGGUUGGGAUGGGCAGGGGGCCACAACCGUGGCAUGUUUCGGCUGUGCUUGGGUUGGGGGGGGGGGGGGACAUGAACACUUAGCUACCUCAGCAGGAAUUCCUCCCAGGUCCCCUUUAAAGCUGAGGUCUUUAGGGUAAUGAGUCUAGAAUAAAAAGGAUAAGAGGAGGGACACAACCUUGAUCCCCCAGUGCAGAGACCCCAGUUCAGCAAUAAGUUCCACCCCACUCCCCUACAAAUCAGGCCAAGGAGGGUGAGGGCCUCUCGGGGCUCUAGACCUCAUAUACCCCCAGAGCUUCUAACUGACUAGAACUUGCUUAACUUACAGCUUAUAACCUCAGCUAAGUUUUAGGUACCCAAAAAGGGCCUGACUAGAUUUUCCCAAAAAAGCGUGGAGAGCUUGGGGCAGGCCUGGAAAAGACCAGGAAGCCACCAGUGACUAGGAGGGACACUCUGAGUAACCUCGGACCUGGGCAGGGUAGAGGAGAGGGCCCUAAAGGGAGGGGCUGGGGCUCAGAGGCUGGUCACUUUUCCUCAGGCUCUAUUUCUGGCUUGUUGCAAGAGGGGCUCAUAUUCCCCUCACCCACACAGAACCCGCUCAGGCUCCACCCGUCUCCUGGCUCUGCUCCCAGGGGACAGGGUCUCCACUCCAUGCUUUCUCAAUUAAAGACGAUUUGUACAACGAUUUACACGUUGUCUGUCAUCUGUGGGUGGCGGGCAUUGGCAGUUGCUUGGG
This is a messenger RNA of Panthera uncia (snow leopard), 2578 nucleotides long. It is a transcript of the gene FGF11, whose product is annotated as fibroblast growth factor 11. NCBI's taxonomy places the organism in Eukaryota, Metazoa, Chordata, Mammalia, Carnivora, Felidae. Gene Ontology annotation, biological process: fibroblast growth factor receptor signaling pathway; animal organ morphogenesis; cell differentiation. The transcript is spliced from 5 exons. The record is from RefSeq and is a predicted model, not a curated record. Gene Ontology annotation, cellular component: cytoplasm. Gene Ontology annotation, molecular function: fibroblast growth factor receptor binding; growth factor activity. The coding region runs from base 79 to 756 and encodes 225 amino acids.